AUGGAACGCUCUUGUGACUUUGGUGCUACGCUGCCCGUGGGCGAUUUGUCUGAAAUGUUUCAGUUGCAGCCAACCGAUGACGAGAUUUUCGACGACUCUGAGUCGGUUGUGUCUUCGGACUCUUCAUCGGGCGACGGGACUGACAACGAAGAAGCUCUACCCAUUGGUGAAGACGGCGAUGACGCCACGCUCCCUCCUUCACCUCAGCAUCAUUCUCCUUCAUUACCUGUUCCUCAUCUAUCGCCUCCAUCUUCAUCACUAUCCGUUUUAUCCAUUCCUCAUUUAUCACUUCCUGCUACUUCUCCUCCUGCCACUUCAUCUCCUGCUUCUUCGCCAUCAUCGUCAACUCGUCUUCGUCCUCGUCGUCCAUUACAACAACCAGUUCGUCAGUCUCAACAUCUUUCCACACUUUCGUCGUCGUCGCAUUCAUCUGAUUCCGAGUCUGAGCCAGCUGCCUCUGUUGAUCGCCGCACUGAUGCACUGGACGUCCUGCAUUUGUGUCACAUUCCACCGGAUGAUGAUUACCAACUACAGUUGCCACCGUUUGCACCACGAAGGCAACCGGGAUUCUACCCUCCCCAACCUUAUCCUACCGAUGCUGUAGGCUUUUUCAAAUUAUUUUUCACUGACGAAAUGAUCGAGAUCAUCAGAAUAAACAGCAACAUCAACGGUGAAGAUAAUUGCAGAAAAAGUUAUAAAGGAAAAUCUGGAGGGCGCCGAGGGGAGGGUAGAUUUCGUCCAGUGACGACUGCAGAGAUGAACUCACUGAUAGGGCUCUUGAUAUACAUGGGACUUGUCAAGGUCCCUGGGCUCUCUGAUUACUGGCGCACAACUUUUCCUUUCUACGGGUUGUGGGCCAGAAGGUUCAUGUCUCGCGAUCGUUUUGAUGCGAUCCUAUCGGUCCUACAGUUGGAAAAUCCUCGUACUGCCAAGGACCGAGAGACUGACCCAUUGAGGAGUGUACGUACAGUCUUUGAAGCUUUGCGUCGUAAUUGCUUGGAAUAUGGUCAGCCUCAUGCCCGUGUCUCACUUGACGAGCGAAUGGUGAAAGCUAAAGGUCGUUUUGCCUUUCGGCAAUACAUGAAAAACAAGCCCGUCAAGUGGGGAGUGAAGUUGUAUUGUGUAUGCGAUUCUAUCUCUGCCUACACAUACAACUUUGAUAUUUACACGGGCAAGGAAACGCGUCAACCAUCAGUGGCGGCGACAGCAGGAAUGACAACAGCAACAGCAGCAACCACAUCAGCUGGCUCAGAUCGGAAACGACAGAAGACGAUAUGUCAUGCAGCGGAUGGCACAAGUGUGAUCCAUCGUACAGUCAUGCGUAUGAUGGAUCCUCUCCUUGAUCAGGGGUACAUCGUAUACACAGAUCAAUACUAUACAUCGGGACCUUUGUUCAAGGAGCUCUACAACCGGGGUACAAUGGCCUGUGGUACAGUCCAGAUAAACAGGAAGGGUGUUCCUCCAGACGUGAAGAACACAUGUGUGUUCGCAAAAUCACCACGCGGUUCAUUUCGUUAUGCACGCGAUGGUCCACUCUGUACCAUCCAAUGGGUGGACCGGAACGUGGUGACACUCAUGAGCACCCUUCAUUCUGGACACCAUCAUACUCCCUGCACAAGAUUUACUAAGGAUCGCGCAAAGUAUGAUGGGUAUCGCAGGAUCACUAUUUCCAGACCUGAGGCUAUUUCUGACUACAAUGCACACAUGGGAGGGGUCGACAAGUCGGACCAGAUGAUAAAAUAUUAUGAAGUUCUGCACAAGAGCCUCAAGUACUGGAAGAAGAUCUUUCUGCACAUGAUUGACUUAGCUAUACUCAACAGCUUCAUCAUGUUUACUGCCCUUCAAAAACAACAUCCUCAAGAUGAACGUCUCCAGAGGAAAGGGCAGUAUGCGCAGAAAGACUUCAGGUGUGAGCUUAUCCGAGGGUUGGCAGGAAUUGACACUAAGGAACCUUUAGCACAGUAUAGUUUUUUGACAAAAAGAAUGGUACAGGUUCCCACACCAACACCACAACAACAGAAACGACAACAAGAAGAAGAAGAACAACAACAACAGCAAAUCCAGCAAUUGCAAGUACUAAUUCGACAACAACAAGAAAAAAUACAACAACAACAACUUAUACAAGAACAACAGCAACAACAACUCGUACAACAACAUCAACAAAUGCAACAACAACAACAAGUACAUACACAACAAGAACAACACAUUCAACAACUACAAAUCGUACAACAACAGAUGCAACAGCAACUCAUACAACGACAACAACGUAUAGAACAACAGCAACAACAAUUCGUACAACAACAUCAACAAAUGCAACAACAACAACAACAAAUACAACAACAACAACAACAAAUGCAACAACAACAACAACAAAUACAACAACAUCAACAACAAAUACAGCAAUUGCCAGACCCUCGGUAUAGCUCACACAUCCCGGUUGUAGCAGAGGGGUUAGUACGUUGCAUUGUUUGCCGAUCUCAAGGCAGGAAGAAUACGAAGACCAGGUAUCGAUGCCAAGAAUGCAACGUCCCCCUCUGUGUGUCAUCCGCUGAGCGACAGUGCUUUCAGACUUACCAUACGGAAGGAUAUGAUCGUGACAUUUGACUGUAUAUACCUGUGUCUCUCUAUAUAGGAGAGCUGUCUCUCUGUGUGUAUGUGUUAUAUUGUUUGUUGUGUAUACUUUCAUAGUUUAUUGAUUGUAUUGUAUAGUUUUAUUUAUAUAGUGUUGUAGAGAUGGGUGAUAUGUGUGUUAUAUUUUAGUUUGUAUAUAGUACCAGUUUGGGGUUUCAUUUAGUGUUGAUUAGGUGUAUAAUUGAAACAGUGAAGUCACUGCUGCAACUAUUUUGUACUAUUUUAGCAGUUUGCAUAGAAUUAUUUUCUAAAUUCAACUUGACAUCGAUUGUGAUGUAGAAUUUUGGUAGCACUAGCUGAAU
Molecule: messenger RNA, 2933 nt
Organism: Corticium candelabrum
Lineage: Eukaryota; Metazoa; Porifera; Homoscleromorpha; Homosclerophorida; Plakinidae
Exons: 6
Coding region: 1-2604 (867 amino acids)
Source: RefSeq, a predicted model, not a curated record